ACAAAAUUCGCACCCCGAAAAGAAAAAGGCCAAAAAAAAAAAGAAAAACAGAGAGAGAAAUAGGGCCGAUGAAUUCAGUCUUCUCCGUGGACGAGAUCUCCGACGGCCUCUGGUCGUCGUCGCCGGCGAUGAAUCGGAGCGCCUCGGAGUGGGCACUCGAGCGGUUUCUGGAGGAGUUUUCUUCCCCGGUGACGACUCCUCGGCCUCCGAUCGCAGAUUCCUUGGCUGUGCCCUCCGUCGCUUCCCCUUCCGUCGCUUCUCAAUCGUCCACCUCGAAGCGCCACGACGGCGACGACGAGGUCGUCGAAAUCAAGAAGCCUGACAACCGCCACGCCUCGUCGUCGGAUCCUUCUUCAACGGCUGUGAUUGAUUCCGAUCAGUAUCGCGAAUUCCUGAAAAACCAGCUCGAUUUGGCUUGCGCCGCCGUUGCUCUCACACGCGAGGCGUUGUCUGCGAAGCCUGGCGAUUCUGCUAAUGCAUCUCGGAGUCAAUUGCAGGUGUCGAUACCUUCUCAAUCGGGAUCCGUGGCUCUUGAUAAAGGUAUGCUUAAUGGUCGCUCAAUGCCACAAAAUGAGUCUGAUGAUGGACCACUUGGCAUUCCGGCAUUACCUCCUAUACAGAAGAAAAUGGAAACCCAAAGUAAGCAAACAACCAGUGGAUCAUCAAAAGAGGAUUCAGAUGAUGAUGAGCUUGAUGGGGACAUGGAAAUCACGGAGAAUAUGGAUCCCUCUGAUGUAAAACGUGCUAGGAGGAUGCUGUCUAAUCGAGAGUCAGCUAGACGCUCAAGAAGAAGAAAACAAGCACAAAUGAGUGAACUUGAGACACAGGUUGGUCAAUUGAGGGUUGAGCACUCUACACUGUUAAAGCGUCUUAGUGACAUGAAUCACAAGUAUGAUAAUGCUGCUGUUGACAACAGAAUCUUAAAAGCUGAUAUUGAGACAUUAAGAGCAAAGGUUAAGAUGGCUGAAGAGACAGUUAAGAGAGUGACAGGGAUCAACCCUCUACUUCUAGCCGUUUCUAACCUCACUGCUGCUGGCGUUCCAUCGGUUAAUGUCCCGAUGGAUGCAUCUACCAAUGCUGCUGUCUCUAUGCAGCAGAGCCCCAAUCAGCUCUUUCACCAAGCAGUUCCUGGUAUAACAACUGCCGUUCCGCAUCAUCAGAGAUUGGAUGGAAGUUUUCACGGUAGUACCUCAAUUCCACUAGCAGGAAACCUGAAAAACGAUGUUGCCCCACAGAGUGAUGUUGGUGGAAACAAGUUGCCUUCGAUUCAUCCAACGGCAAGACUGGCAAACAUGCAGAAGCAGCUUGCUCCGGGAGCCAGUCCGGGCGAGGCAGUACCUGGUUGGGGACCAGAAGUUGCCAAAAAUAACAAGCAGAAUCAUAACAAUAUGUAAUGCCUCGUAUGCCCUCCUUAUCAUGGUGUUGUGGGGCGUUGCAAUUUGUUAACGAAGCUAAAAUAAGAUACUGGUUCCGCAUUAUGUCUUAUGUUUUUGUUGCGUCGUUCUAGUCCAUUAUUCGCAAAGUCGAUUUAAUUUGGUUCUCAAGUUGAGAUAGGCUAUGUUUACCAUGAAAGUAUUUUUAUUUCCCCCAUCCUGCGAUCAAAAAAAUUGCAGUGAAUAAAGAAAGACUGCUAGAUCCGUGAUGCUUUAUCAUAAUA
This is a messenger RNA of Morus notabilis, 1657 nucleotides long. Its product is annotated as light-inducible protein CPRF2. The record is from RefSeq and is a predicted model, not a curated record. Gene Ontology annotation, biological process: regulation of DNA-templated transcription. NCBI's taxonomy places the organism in Eukaryota, Viridiplantae, Streptophyta, Magnoliopsida, Rosales, Moraceae. Gene Ontology annotation, molecular function: DNA-binding transcription factor activity. The transcript is spliced from 6 exons. Bases 69 to 1394 code for a protein of 441 amino acids.